UCUUGCAACUCGGCCGCCAGCAUGCCAUCCAGACUGAGGAAGACCCGCAAACUUCGGGGCCACGUGAGCCACGGCCACGGCCGCAUCGGCAAGCACAGGAAGCACCCGGGGGGCCGCGGGAAUGCUGGCGGCCUGCAUCAUCACAGGAUCAACUUCGACAAAUAUCACCCAGGUUACUUUGGGAAAGUUGGUAUGAGGCAUUACCACUUGAAGAGGAACCAGAGCUUCUGCCCAACUGUCAACCUUGAUAAACUGUGGACCCUGGUCAGUGAGCAGACACGGGUGAAUGCUGCCAAAAGCAAGACUGGAGUUGCUCCCAUCAUUGAUGUGGUGCGAUCGGGCUACUACAAAGUUCUGGGGAAGGGAAAGCUCCCAAAGCAGCCUGUCAUUGUGAAGGCCAAGUUCUUCAGCAGAAGAGCCGAGGAGAAAAUUAAGGGUGUUGGUGGGGCCUGUGUCCUGGUAGCUUAAAGCUACAUGGAGGGGAGUUCAUUAAAAUGUCCAAGUACUUUUGAAAAAAAAAAUAAA
This is a messenger RNA of Myotis davidii, 525 nucleotides long. Its product is annotated as 60S ribosomal protein L27a. Gene Ontology annotation, biological process: translation. The transcript has a single exon. The coding region runs from base 22 to 468 and encodes 148 amino acids. Lineage: Eukaryota; Metazoa; Chordata; Mammalia; Chiroptera; Vespertilionidae. The record is from RefSeq and is a predicted model, not a curated record. Gene Ontology annotation, cellular component: cytosolic large ribosomal subunit; ribosome. Gene Ontology annotation, molecular function: structural constituent of ribosome.